CUGAGUUCUACCUGUCAUCUUAAACGUGCAGUGACUUUAAUGCCAUACUCUUUAUCGAGCUGCCUGACAAAGACAUCAUUCAUAUGCUGCACAAUGAUCAACUCUUACAAUCAAAGCCCUCCAGCAGACCCAUCCCGGGGUCUAAAGUCACCCUCAUCCAUUAUGAAAAUUUCUGUAUGGAUUUUUACUCUUUCGGUGCUUGCGCAGGUUGUUGGGAUCUGUAUUUUUGGGGUAUACUUCCACACGAAAAUAGAUAAGAUUGAAGAUGAAAUGAACUUAUCUGAGGAAUAUUUAUUCAUACGGAGAAUACAGAAAUGUCGGAAAGAAGGAAACGUAGAUUCAUCAUUACUGAGCUGCAAAGAGGUUUUAAAUAGAUUCCGAAGCCUAAUCCCGGAGAUCAUUCCAACAGGACCUUCUGGAGAAAAACAUGAAAAGUUAACAGAUAGAAAUCCAAUGCCUUAUGUGGGAGAAAAAGAUGUUACAGUAAAGAAAGACGCAGCAGUUGCCAUACAUUUAGUGGGAGACAGACCCAACAGCACCAAAGAGGCUCUUCGUUGGAAAGAAAAAGGAUAUUUAACAACAAAAUCGGAAAUAUCAUACACAAAUGGAAAAUUACGAGUGGAAACGCCUGGUGUGUAUUAUGUGUACUCCCAGGUCAGUUUUAGUGCAAGCUCCGCGCAGUUCCAGAAGGCUCCAUUUGUACAGUACAUCUACAUGAAGAGAAUGCAUGAAACUGAACGGCUUUUGGUGAAAGGAGCAAAUACAUUGGCACAGCCUGCUAUUUCGGCUUUGCACUCAUCCAAGGUCGGAGCUGUCUUUACACUCAAGAGGAACGAUUUUAUAUUUGUCAAUGUGACUGAUCCAUCACUUAUCGAUUACAGUCCUGAACUUACGUAUUUUGGUAUGUUCAAGCUCGGAGAAACGUCAUGAUCUUUAAGCUACCUUCUAAUAUAGUUCAGUCAACAGUUACUUGCUGAAUGUAUAUUUUACUGAAAAAACUGAUUUCUUGUUCUUGCUAGAAUUCCAAAAGACAACUACAUUGAGCACAGCAAGGGGUCUGCAACCUCUGACACCCCAGCCAUUGUGAAUAUACAACUCCCAGCAUGCACACUUGUUCAGCUGUUCUAGGAACUCCCAUAGAAUUGAAAGGAACACGCUGGGAGCUGUGGCUUCAAAACAGCUGGAGUACUUGAAGUUGUUGACCCCUGGAAUAGGACAACUGUUUCCAGUGAAGCUUCACUGGCCACAAAAUGCUGUUAGUAUUAGGUCUCAUGCCUACAGUAAAACCUAUAGGCACAAGACCCAGUGCUUAUGUGCUCUGUACCGCUAUAUUGCACCUUCAUGGAUUCAGAAGAAAUAUGUUAGACAUUUUAAAGAAUACAGAGACAGCAUAUGGACCCAGAGCUUUCUACUAGUACAGUACUUUUUAUUUUACUGAAUGCACUGAAAACACUGCCGUAAGUCCAGACCAAAAGCUAUUAUACCAUUAGAGGGGUUUUCAAUUUAGGGAAUCUUCUUGAUAGGCUGUGUAUUACUAUUAGGACCUCCAGUGAUCAGCUGUAGUUUGUGGGGAUAUUUUCCUGCAGCACCACCUCAGGGGAAGUGAAGAAUUACACAUUGUCCAUGCAUGGCACUGAUAAGCCGGGUCACCCAGAGGAAACACACCGAUUUGGAUAAUAGCUAAGCAUCUUAAAUGGUGUGCCACCAUGCUAUUAGAGUUCUCUACUGAGUUACUGUACAGUGAAACCUCUGUGAGACAACCACAUACCUGAAUAUAAAUCCAAAUGACUUUGUAGAUGUGCACUUGGCAGCUGAAUCCAACACACUUUGGCCCAUCUUGAUUGGUUACCCCAUUGCCAAAAUAUUUACCUUUAUAGUAUAUGCAAAUGAGACCCUUGGUGCAAGAGGGUUUCACCAUUGGACCAAAAGCUCUGCUUUUUCAAUAUAUAUACAUAUAUACAUUCAUGAAGAAAUAGUGCACAAAGCCAUAUCGCACUGAAAAGGAUUCCUUUGAUAGUUUGUACCCUCUAAAAGCAUAUCUGUCAUGACAUCUGUCUGCUUAAUGAAUCCCUGCAUUUUCUAAAUUCUCUUUAUACUUUCUAUGAACCUGAUUAAUCUUAAAGGUCCUGCUAGUCCCUGAAACCAUUUUAUUUUCAUUCCUCUAAAGUUCAAAGGGUUCAUCCAUCAAAAACUAUUACUAUGCAAUGAAAUUCAGAAUUAUUGUAAUGUACAUAAAAUAAAAAUAUUGUAAGUUUUUUGUAAUGUACAUUACAUUUUCCUUUUUGGUAGCCACCUCUGCUUUAUCCUUCUGGUCAAUCUGGCCUGCUCAGUAGCUUCCGGAGUGCUGGUAUAGCAAUUCAUCUCUACUUCUGAAUUCAUAAACAUAUACAAUUAUAUCUCUCUCUAGACAGUGGAGAAGGAAAUUGGGGGCAUUAUAUACCAUAGUUAUGCAAACAUACUCUAUGCUACUCCAUCAUCUAGCAAAUGAUGACCAAAUGGAAGGUAGUAAUGUUAAUGCAAGAUUAGCCUGUACACAGGGUUUAACAUGAAGACUCGUCGGUGUACAUAGGGGCUGUAGACAAAAACAUAAAUAUAAAGCAUAAAGGAGAGGAGUUUAACGUCCAAUCAUGAGGUACUAGUUAUGUAAAAAAGAGGAGUUUAACUUCCAAUCAUGAGGUACUAGUUAUGUAAAAAAGAGGGUAGUUUUAUUACAUAACUUAUAUACAUUUAUAUAGUUAUCUAUACUUUCCACAUCUAGACCUUCUCACUCUUAUCAGUUUAGUUUGCCCAUUUUUUUUAAACAUUUUUCUAACCAAUUAAAACAUAAAAUCAAAAGAUUUGACUCAUCACAGAAAAAGCACUCGCAGCUCUGGCUCAGAAGAAGGCGGCAAACAACUCUCUUCCUAGCUUGUACGAAUGGGACCAUCUCAGUAAUCCUGGUUCUCCUGAAUACAGCACUACAUUACAAUGUGGUCCUAGAGUACAAAGAGUAGGUUAUAACCCCAAGCUCUAUUCAUCUGCAUUGACGCCUUAUUGAAUAAAUGAAUAACUGAAUGAUGAAUGUCGCAGAUUGGGUGUCCAAAAACAAAUGUAUGCUAUACGUAAACUCAUAUGCAAUCUCUGUGAGAUACAAUUGCAAAGCCGACUGGUCACUUUUGGUGAGAGUCUUGGAUCUCAAAGAACAAAUUGAUCCAAACUAUUGAUUUCGGCGUAGUUAACAUGUGGCAAGAUGUAUAGACUAAGAAUUUAUAUGCUUUUUAUGUACAUUAUAACUAUUUAUAACUUCAAUUGUUCUUAUAAAAUGCAAAUAAAAUAAUUUGUACAGUUUUUAAGUUAUUACCACUGAUGUACAUACUAAUAAAUACACAGUUUUAUAACGUCUGAUGUCUUAUGUUGUUAUUUGUGUUAAAGGGGUGAAAACUAAGCAUCUAAGGCUCUAUUCAUACUGGCAUCAUUGCUAACAGGAGCCAUUGUGGAUAUGACAGGUUUUUUUAAAUCCAUUUUGUAAUAGAUUCUGGAUCCAAA
Bufo gargarizans (Asiatic toad) is the source of this 3525-nucleotide messenger RNA. RefSeq names its product CD40 ligand (gene CD40LG). The record is from RefSeq and is a predicted model, not a curated record. Gene Ontology annotation, molecular function: tumor necrosis factor receptor binding. Gene Ontology annotation, biological process: immune response. Gene Ontology annotation, cellular component: membrane. The transcript has 6 exons. Bases 40 to 930 code for a protein of 296 amino acids. Lineage: Eukaryota; Metazoa; Chordata; Amphibia; Anura; Bufonidae.